Nematolebias whitei (Rio pearlfish) is the source of this 957-nucleotide messenger RNA. Its product is annotated as homeobox protein SEBOX-like. Gene Ontology annotation, molecular function: DNA binding. The transcript is spliced from 3 exons. The coding region runs from base 1 to 957 and encodes 318 amino acids. The record is from RefSeq and is a predicted model, not a curated record. Lineage: Eukaryota; Metazoa; Chordata; Actinopteri; Cyprinodontiformes; Rivulidae.
AUGGCUCUGCUGGUGGACGCUGAGUUCCCUGUGAUCCAACAGAACCAGCAGAAAGACCUGAAACCUUUGUUUGGAGCUCAACACCCCGCUGAAGAGCCAGAACAAUCCUCUGGUUUGAUGGAGGGCCAGAGGAAGAGAAAGAGGACCAUCUUCAGUCGAGCCCAGCUGUCUGAGCUGGAGCAGGUCUUUGCUGUGACCCCGUAUCCAGACAUCACUCUGAGGGAGAGGCUGGCAGCGCACACACACCUGCCAGAGAGCAAGAUACAGGUCUGGUUCCAGAACAGAAGAGCCAGAAGUAUUAAGACUGGUAGAUUCCUCAAGUCGACCAAUUCUGAUGUGAGAGGUGGCGGUUUUACAGAACCUUCCGCAAACCCACCAUCAACCACUCUGGCAGACGUGUUCAAGCAAGACCCGAACCACUACUGUGAAGACGUGCCGCACAUUUACUCAGACUGGAUCCAAAUCUACAGCAGCCCGGUGUCUUCCACACAAGCAUCGUCCUCAUCCCUCCACCAGCAGCCCGCCCAGAAGCUGCUCAAAAGCUGCUCCAAGCCUUCAGGCUCUUGUUUCUGGGAAGAAGAGCACCACAGGCAGACACACAUGGGUUCAAAGAUCUCCGGUUUGAUUGCUGGCUCCUUUCCUCAACCCAUCAGCAGGCAGUCUCACCACCCUGCCUCCAGCAGUUCCUACCAGACCUUUACAAACUUCAAGCCCCAGACCCUCGCACCGUCUGGGAACCAUCAGCCCAUGUAUGGAGCCCACAGUGGAGGAGGAGGGGGGAGCAGUUCAAUAGACCAGGUCAUUCCUGCCCAUCCUCAACCAGUGUACUGGGAGGCAACUCAAGGACAGGGACACCGCCACCAACACCACCCGCAGGUUGGACCACAGACCUCUAUGGGAUACAUCUCAGAUCUGAUCUAUAAUGCUGCUAUUGUAACCAAUUUUCUAGAGUUCUGA